Messenger RNA from Pistacia vera, 1990 nucleotides. RefSeq names its product serine/threonine receptor-like kinase NFP. The record is from RefSeq and is a predicted model, not a curated record. The transcript has a single exon. Bases 1 to 1857 code for a protein of 618 amino acids. Lineage: Eukaryota; Viridiplantae; Streptophyta; Magnoliopsida; Sapindales; Anacardiaceae. Gene Ontology annotation, biological process: protein phosphorylation. Gene Ontology annotation, molecular function: protein tyrosine kinase activity; ATP binding.
AUGACAAUUUCUUUGCUUUCCUGGGAAGCUCUUUUUUUCUUGUUUUUGUCAUUCCUCGUCACCCACAUCAAAGCUCAAUCACCACCCGUUAACGGAACAGACUUUUCAUGCUCUACAAAUUCGCCUGCCUCAUGCAAAUCAUAUGUCACAUACCUUGCCCAGUCACCAGGAUUCAUGGACCUGGGUAACAUAUCUUCUUUGUUUGGGGUCAAUCGCUCGUCGAUUGCAAGAGCCAGUAACUUAGUUUCUGAGGAUUUACUAUUAUUUCCAAACCAACUCCUGCUGGUACCUAUAACCUGUGGUUGCACUGGAAACCAAUAUUUUGCCAAUAUCACUUAUCAGAUCAAGAAAGAUGAUAGCUAUUACUUAGUUUCAAUCAAUUCAUUCGAAAACCUCACCAAAUGGCAAGUUGUGAAAGAGAUGAAUCCCAGUCUGAAUCCAAACCUCUUGCAGGUUGAUGAAAAUGUGACCUUUCCCUUGUUCUGUCAGUGCCCUUCAAAGACUCAUUUGGAGAAGGGAAUCGAAUAUCUAAUUACUUAUGUAUGGCAGCCUACUGAUAAUGUAUGGCAUGUAGGUGCUAACCUAAAUGCAUCACCAUCUGAUAUUGAAACUGAAAAUAAGUACAGAAAUUUUAGUGAUGCAGUAUAUCAACCAGUAUUGAUUCCAGUGUCACAACUACCAGUUCUCUCUCAAUCAUAUCCUUCUCCUCCAAGAAGAAAAGAAUCCAAACAACAUUGCAUUAUGAUCGCGGCUAUAAGCAUUGGAGGUGCUUUUCUGAUUUUACUGUUAGCAGCGUGGGCGGUUUACACUCAUGGUCUUCACAGGAAAAGAAGAAGGACAUUGAGUCGCAAUGGUUCCUCUUUGGAGAGUUCUGAUUUGAUUCCAGUGAAGAAAUUUGGAAAUAGUGAAAGUUUCGGGCCAAAGAUUAUACAGGAUAAACUACUUCCAGGGGUUUCAGGCUAUCUGAGCAAGCCAAUCGUGUAUGAGAUUAAAGUGAUUAUGGAGGCCACCAUGAACCUAAGUGAACAGUACAGGAUUGGAAGAUCAGUGUACAGGGCAACCAUUAACGGAAAGGUCCUAGCUGUAAAGAAUAUCAAGGAAAAUGUCACAGAGGAGCUAAGCAUUCUACAGAGAGUAAACCAUGCUAAUCUUGUGAAAUUGAUAGGUGUCUCAUCAGAUUUUGAGGGAAACCGCUUAUUGGUUUAUGAAUAUGCUGAAAAUGGGUCGCUGGGUAAGUGGUUGCACCCCAAAUCUUCAACCUCUUCUGGAUCUGCAGCUUUUCUUACUUGGAGCCAGAGGUUACAUGUAGCACUGGAUGUUGCCAAUGGCCUGCAAUACAUGCAUGAACAUACUCAACCCAGUAUUGUUCAUCGGGAUAUCAGAACAGCCAAUAUACUUUUAGACUGCCGGUUUAAGGCCAAGAUAGCAAAUUUCUCAUUGGCUACACCAGCCACGAAUGAUGUGAUGCCAAAAGUUGACGUGUUUGCUUUUGGGGUCGUUCUGUUAGAGUUGCUUUCCGGAAAGAAAGCUAUGAGGACUAAAGAAAACGGUGAGACUUUUAUGCUGUGGAAGGAGAUAUCCGAGGUCUUGAAAAUUGAAGAGAAGAGAGAGCAGAGACUAAGAAAUUGGAUGGACCCAUACUUGGAGAGCUUCUAUCCAAUUGAUGGCGCGAUGAGCUUGGCAACAUUGGCAAGGGCGUGCACUGUGGAGAAGCCUUUGUCAAGGCCAAGUAUGGGAGAAGUCGUCUUCGGCCUCUCCAUUCUCGCUCACUCUUCAGAGACAUUAGAAAGGUCUUGGACUACUGGAUUAGAAGCAGAAGAAGUUCUUCAGGUUAUCAGUCCAGUCAAAGCUCGUUGAUGAACUGAAUUAACGUAAUCUGCCAAAGUAGAUCUCAUAUUAUUCAUGUUUAUUAUAAUGAAAUAUCUGUAUACACUCUUUCUGAUUUUGGUUAUCUCAUAUUUUUAUUGUAGUUGGUUUCCCUGGUAUGAAU